Molecule: messenger RNA, 2080 nt
Organism: Phyllopteryx taeniolatus (common seadragon)
Lineage: Eukaryota; Metazoa; Chordata; Actinopteri; Syngnathiformes; Syngnathidae
Gene: sowahab
Product: sosondowah ankyrin repeat domain family member Ab
Exons: 1
Coding region: 88-1260 (390 amino acids)
Molecular function (GO): protein binding
Source: RefSeq, a predicted model, not a curated record
GUCGGAUGAGCGCACACAAACUGGGAGGAGAUUAUCCCUGCCCGCUGCACGAGGCUUGAUUUCUCGUCGCGUCCCGGUCGGACUACAAUGGCGAUGGCUCUGACCCAAGAGUCCGUUUUGUCUUUUUUACUGGAGCGGGGAGGCAAAGUGAGGAACGCUGAGCUGCUCGGCCACUUCGGCGCUCUCAUCCACGGCGCCUCGCCCGUGGAACUGCAACACAAUAGGGAGCUGUUCAAGAAGUUGGUCAACAGCGUGGCCGUGGUUCGCCAGACGGACGGGGUGAAGUUCGUGGCGGCCAAGAAGCGGUAUCAGGACUUUGUGAAAGAUGUGCUGCACGACACUUUGUCCACUUCAAACUCGACUUUUUGCGCAUCACCUCAUCCACUGCGAGCUGCUCAGAUCGGUUAUUCGGAUGUGGAGAAUAAUAACAAUGCGUGCUGCCCGUCGCACGUGAAUUCGCAAAGAAGUAACUCGGACACUACUCUAAAAGUGUUGAACAUUUGUGGAGAUCGAGUGGGCAGCAGCAGAUCAUCGGGAGCUGUGUUUGCCGUCAUAGCGGUCCCUUCGCCUCCUUCCAAAGUGUCUGCACCACAAGAGAAACCAAAAUCUCCAUCCCAACCUCAUCUUCCAGCUUGCAAUGAAGACAGAGCCCCGCAAAACCAGAGAAACGCUUGGGCAGAUGACCCGAACAAGAGUCCUCCGAGGCAGGCCGAUGAAGCUGAGUGCUCGGUGCCCCUGGAGCCCCUGGCUCACGAGUGGCUGGUGAAGUGUGCCGCCGGGCUGUGGGGGCACGUCCAUGCCAUGCUCCUGCAGGACGCCCGCCUGGCCCAGAAAAAGGACUUCAUAUCAGGCUUCACGGCGCUGCACUGGGCUGCCAAGGACGGCAACGGCGAGAUGGUCCACAAGCUGAUGGACAUCGCCCGGAGGAGAGGGGCACACGUUAACGUCAACGGAAAAGCCCACGGGGGCUACACGCCUCUUCACAUCGCCGCCAUACACGGCCACACGGAGGUCAUGCUUCUACUGGUGGAACGCUAUGGAGCGAGUGUCAACGAGAGGGACAAUGACGGCAAGAAGGCCUGCCAGUACCUUGGCACUGGUGUGUCAGAGGAGAUCUGGGCCCGCAUGGGAGGUGUGCAACUAUCGAAAUACUGGGACAAGACGGACGACGAGGAUUACCGGGAGCAGCCGAAAGGUCUCAGUAAACUGUUCCAGCCUCACAAGAAGCACAAGCAAGCAACAAGACUCACUCAUGACUAGUGCAAAUCAGCAGGCUUUGCUUAUCUUGUUUGUUAUGUGCUGUACCCGACCCAGCUACCAAGUGAUUGGAUGUGGCUCCUCCUUUGUGUAUAAUUACAUUGUGGGCCAAAUUUGGCCCCCGGUCCUGAGUUUGACAUAUAUGCUCUAAAGCUUCGGUGUGGGUGAAGUAAUUAAAAUUAAAAAGAAAGUAAUUUAAUUACCGUAAGUUAGCACCCAUUUUUUAUGUCAGGUAAUGUUGGUUUGACCUGACUGAUUAGAAUACACGAUCUGACUAGAGCAGUGAUUUCCAACCUUUAUGGAGCCAAGGAACAUUUUACAAUUGAAAAAUCUCACGGAACACCAACAAACAAAACCAUCAGAAAAAGUGGAUACCUUAAUUACUGUACGUACGCCAUGCCAUCUAAUGGAAGACCAUUCAUUUGUUCUCUCUGUCACUAUGCCUCACUGGCAUAAAUAGAUUAACAAAUAUACAUUAUUAUAAAUAUAAUUUUUUGAGCAAUUAAGUACACAAGUAUAUACAGUAAAUGAGCAGGUUAUUUAAAUAGACACAUUCCUCCAUCUUGUGAUCGGAUCGGUGAUCGGUUAUUGUUUUUUGCAACUUGGUGAUCGGCCCCAAAAAUCCUGAUCGUGUAAAACCUAAUAAAUUGGCAGCGUAUUACCGCCACCAUAUGUUAAGAACUAUAUUGAUCAAUGUUAGUAUGAUAUGGUAUGCUUUUAUUGUCAAUCCUCAAUAUCAUAUAUAAUACAGAAGGCUGAAAUUUUAUUCUCAAGGUCCAGUCUUAAAAACAAUACACAAAAAAUUAAACCCAUACAGAAUAUA